This is a messenger RNA of Mya arenaria, 944 nucleotides long. RefSeq lists its product as uncharacterized. The transcript has 2 exons. The coding region runs from base 1 to 804 and encodes 267 amino acids. NCBI's taxonomy places the organism in Eukaryota, Metazoa, Mollusca, Bivalvia, Myida, Myidae. The record is from RefSeq and is a predicted model, not a curated record.
AUGGAGGUAACGCCAAGGGUGAGGGUAACGCCCGGGAUGGAGGAUAACGCCCGGGAUGGAGUGGAGGGUAACGCCAAGGGAUGGGGGCCAACGCCAAGGGUGGAGGAUGCAAGCGGUCCACUGAAACCACUUCAAGUCCGAAACACAAUGAGACCGCCGCCACAUUCUGAGUCCCCGCGUAUCAAGCGCACUAACAUCAGGUCUGAGUCGCUACGCCACCGAUGCAGCGACCAGAAAACGGACGAAAUUAUCCGGUUCGUCCGGGACCUGCAGUUUGAGCGGCAGCCGACAUCCAUGCGCUUGCAGAAGAAGGCACCACUGCCUAGUAUUGGACAGCCAGCGCCUCCAAAAGCGGGAACAAGUGACUCUGGGUUCCUCGAUCGGGCGACAGACUCCAAUGACAGCGAUGAGGAUCUUAUGGACAAUGAAAUUUAUAAGUGUACGAGCCAUAAACGGAGUGCUCCUAUUGACUCACAUUUUAUCGAGCUUUUGACCUGUCCCCGUAGUAACAAAAGGUCGAACGAUCACCAAAUAUUAGCUAAGUCGCUGCCUCAAAGCCAUAUGGACAUAUACAAUAACAAUACCCGAAUGCCGCCCCGACAGAACAGUUUUGUUCGGCACGGAGUACCGGGAACCAGGCACACCGGACAUACAGGUAACCAGAGACAUAUAACAAAACAACUUCCGCCUCUGUCACGUGACACGUUCCCAGAACGUCCUUCGGCGCCAUCCCCUAGUCGCACUCCACCACUGUCGGAUUACGGUUUUAUCGAAGAGGAGCCAGUGGAUUAUAUUGACUUGUGAUGACAAAAACAUAUGUCCUUACUGGCCACUGCACACAAACAUUGAGGAUGGACAUUUCGGCCUAUGUACAGCCGUGCUCUGUACGCUUGUUUGCCAUAUUAAUAUUUUCUCAGGGUUUUGUAUUGAUUUCAUUAAAUUGC